Molecule: messenger RNA, 1101 nt
Organism: Laccaria bicolor S238N-H82
Lineage: Eukaryota; Fungi; Basidiomycota; Agaricomycetes; Agaricales; Hydnangiaceae
Exons: 19
Coding region: 1-1101 (366 amino acids)
Source: RefSeq, a predicted model, not a curated record
AUGGCAGACGCCGCACAGAUCGUUCUCAACGAUACCUUGGGUGCAGCUUUUAUCGGAGUUGUGGUCUCUGGAUGUCUUUUUGGAGUUUCUUGCAUUCAAGCCUGGUACUACUUCACACACCAAAGCGACCGAUGGCCCCUCAAGACUCUGGUUGCGGCCGUAAUGGUUUCCGACACGAUACAUCAAGCCCUUAUAUCUCAUACCGUUUACGCAUAUACCAUCACGAAUUGGGGCAAUCAGAGUUUCCUUGGCGAAAUCCCUCGGUACAUAGUCUUAUGCUCCUAUCCUCCACACCCGCUUACCGACUCUGGGUAUAGAACGCUGGUGGUUCAAGUUCUGUUUAGCGGAUUGACAGCGUUCAUGGUUCAAUGUUUCCUGGCAUCGCGCAUUUGGCGACUAAGCGAUCGAAAAGGAUGGCUCAUCGCUAUCAUCGUUUUACUCAUUGUGGGGGAGUUCGGAGCCAUUUUAGGUCCGCCAAUGCGCCCUUCUAUUAUAAUUCAGUUGCUCACCGAACAGAAAAAAAUAGCUUAUACAAUCAUAUCGCUACAGUUCCACACCUUCUCUGAAGUCACACGCUUAAAGGGGCUAUCUCUAUCAGUUAAUUCUCUAGCGGCAAUUGGUGACGUUUUCAUCGCGGGGUCUCUGUGCACGAUCCUGUAUCGCUCUCGCACUGGUUUCCAUCGAUCGGAUACGAUCAUUACAAAACUCAUAAUCUUCUCCGUGAAUACGGGUCUUCUCACAAGUGUUUGUGCAUUAGGAUCCCUGGUUUCUAUUCUUGCCUGGCCGACAACGUUCAUCUACAUCGCAUUUUACUUCUGCAUAGGACGUCUCUACACAAACUCUCUCCUGGCCACGCUUAACGCGCGGAAGAAGCUUCGUGAGCUGUCUGAUGGGAUUCAAAACACUAGUGCAAUGGAAAACGUCAGCGUAUCCCUUCAAUCAUUGGGAAGAGGCCAUGCCAGUGAUUUUUCGUCUAGCCAGCAACGGCAGAACAUCUCAAUCAAGAUCGACACGAAGAAAGAGUUCGCAACGGAUUCCGGGGAUGAUAUUGAGAAGCUUUCGGUAGUGAAUAUGGUGUGUCGGAUGCCUCUACAUCCGUGA